AUGGUCUCCUUUCUCGGCACACUCGUGUCUGCCGGCCUCUUCGUCACGGGCGUCCUCUCCCAGGACAACCUAGGCCUAAGCAGCGGAUACAUCACCCUCGCAACAAAGAACUUCAACCUCCAGCUCGUCAAGAACGCCCAAGUCCUAGCCUCGCUCAAACCCGCCGGCGACACCUUUGACUUCCUCCCGCUAGACUACCUCUCUCUCCGCGCCCGCAACGGCCAGUACCACUGGGGCGAUAUCACCUACCGCUACCGCCAGUCCGGCACAACCGCCUGGAUAAACGGCGACUCCGCCGCCGCCCGCCAGCCCGUCACCACCGUCGCCCCGGCCACCGGCAUCCUCGCCUCCUCCCGUCUCGGCCCCACCCUCCCCUCCGGCAGCCCGCUCAACAUCACCCGAGAAUGGCUCGACGUCUCCGGCGACCUCGGUCUGCGCUUCACGCUCCAGAACUCGGGCUCUUCGGCCAUCGAGAUUGGUAGCCUCGGCUUCCCGGCCGAAUUCAACAGCAUCUUCACGAACCGCUACGCCGCCGACAUGCAGCGCGUCUGCUCCCUCUCGGAUCCCUACGUCGGCAUGCACGCCGGCCAGAUCCGCGUCGCACCAACCCGCGGCACCGGCGCCGCUCUCGUCGUCAGCCCGCUGGGCGACACGCCCCUCGAGGCCUACCGCAACCUCGCCGAGCGCAGCUACGAGGGAACCUACUACGGCAGCCAGACCUUUGAAGGCUUCUACGAGUGGCAGGUCCUCACAAAGGCCUGGGCUGAGAACGAGUGGCGUUCUCAAACGCCAUGGAACGUUCCCACGUCCAGGACCCUUCAACCAGGCCAGUCACUCCAGUUCGGCGUCCGCUUCUCCGUCGCAAAGGGCGGCGUCCGGGAGCUUGAUGCCACCGUCCGCGGUACCGGAACGCCCACCGCCGUCGGCGUGCCGGGCUACAUCAUCCCACGCGGCGAGCCAGCGCAGCUCUUCCUCCAAUACGCCCAGUCUACAGUCCAAUCCAUAGCCUCGGAACCAGCCGGCGCCUUGACGGUCACCCUCGUUUCGGCGGGAAAAUACACAGUCACCCCCUCGACGACAGCCUGGGGCCGCGUCCGCCUCACCGUGACCUACGCCGACGGCAAGCUCCAGACAAUCCACUACUACGUGACCAAACCCUCCACCGAAGCCGUCGCCAGCCUCGGCAAGUUCCUCACCACGGCGCAGUACUUCACCGAUACAUCGGACCCCUUUGGUCGCGCGCCGUCCGUAAUGACAUACGACUACGAGACCAAGUCCAUCGUCACGCAAGACUCCCGCGCGUGGGUAGCCGGCCUCAGCGACGAAGCCGGCGCAGGCUCAUACCUCUCCGCCUUCAUGAAGCAGGCCGUUCAACCGAACGCAGACGAGGUGACCAAGCUGGAAGCCUUCGUCGACCGCGUCCUCUGGAAGACGAUCCAAACCACCGACUUCGCCGUCCGCAAGGCAAUCUUCUUCUACGAGCCCGCCGCCGUGCCGGGGUACGCCUACUCCUCUGCCAUAGACUGGACCUCCUGGACGUCCUGGAACAAGGCCGCCGCCUACUCCAUCGACCGCGCGUAUAACUACGUCCACGUCGCGGGCGCUUACUGGUCGCUCUACCGCGUCGGGAGGGCCUACCCUGCGCUCCUCAAGACGCACGCGUGGGACUGGUACCUUAACCAGGCGUAUGAGACGGUCAUGCGGGCGAUGAAGGGGGAUGUCGGGUAUAACCGCGUCGGGCUGAUGGGCGAGACCGUGUUUGGCGAGAUCCUGGCCGAUUUGGGCCGCGAGGGGCAGACGACUAAAGCGAAUGCGUUGUCUGCUGCUAUGAAGUCGCGGGCGGCGCAGUGGGAUACGGAGGAGGUGCCGUUUGGGAGUGAGAUGGCGUGGGAUUCGACUGGGCAGGAGGGUGUUUACUACUGGGCAAAGUACUUUGGCUACACCAACACGGCGACAAAGUCCGUCAACAGCGUCCUCGGCUUCAUGCCAACCGUCCCCCACUGGGGCUGGAACGGCAACGCCCGCCGGUACUGGGAUAACAUCUACGGAGGCAAACUCCGCCGCAUCGAACGCCAAAUCCACCACUACGGCUCCGGCCUAAACGCCCUCGUCCUCCUCUCCGCCUUCCGCUCCAGCCCGACAGACACCUACCUCCUUCGCACAGGCUACGGCGGCACCACGGGCCCCUUAUCUAACAUCAACCAAGACGGCUUCGCCGCCGCCUCCUUCCACAGCUGGCCCGACACGCUGAAAUGGGACGGCAUCAGCGGCGACUACGGCCCCAACUUUUUGGGUCUGGCGCUGGGAUCGGGUACAUAUGUCGUGCAGGAUUCCGAGCUCGGCGUCUUGGCUUUCGGAGGUGUUGUUACCGCCAGCACGGGAACCGUGAGCGUCACGACCAAGGAUGCGGUUAGGAGGAAGGUGUUUAUUGGGCCUUUGGGGGUGCUUGUGAGCGUUGACGCUGGGAUUAUCCAGGACUUCGCGUUUACGGCUUCUUCUAAGAGUAUUUCUGUUACGUUGGCGCAGUUGGAUGGUGUUCCCAAGGCUGCGAGCGCGGUUGUUUGGUUGGAGAGUACUACUGGGACGGGUACGUUCAAGGUUACGACGUCGGGUAUCGCACAGGCGAGGGGCGGGUGGUCUGUUCCUCUCUCGGGGAGCAGCGUAACGGUUCAGAUUGGGCCUGCGUAG
Messenger RNA from Colletotrichum scovillei, 2688 nucleotides. RefSeq lists its product as uncharacterized. The transcript has 3 exons. The record is from RefSeq and is a predicted model, not a curated record. Lineage: Eukaryota; Fungi; Ascomycota; Sordariomycetes; Glomerellales; Glomerellaceae. The coding region runs from base 1 to 2688 and encodes 895 amino acids.